AUGGCUGCGACUGCGAUCACGCCUGCUCAGGCGGAGCUCAUCAGCUCUCUGACCCAGGACGAGGUGCCUAUCAAGCUGCGCUGCGCCAUCUGCAGCAAGCUGGCAGUGAAUGCCUAUAAGCUGCCAUGUUGCGAACAGGCGAUUUGCGAGACCUGUCAUUCUACCCUCCCGUCGUCUUGCCCCGUCUGCGAGCACUCGCCGCUCUCUGCCUCGGACUGCAACCCCAACAAGGCUCUUCGUACAACGAUUAGAGUUUUCUUGAAGACCGAGGAGAAGAAGCGUGGAAUCGGCCAGCCGAAGGAGAAGGAUGCGACGCCUGUUACGCCAGUGGAGCCGAAGGAUGUAACACCAUCUGUUAUUCCUGAGAAAGUUGGCGAGAUUGUCGAGGUCACGGAUGCAGCAGAUGCUUCCCAAAGCCAAGAUGAUCAUGCCCUAGCUGCGCCAUCUGAGGAAUUGAAGGGAACUCCUGUGGUGGAAGAGGCCAUAGACGCAAAUACCUCAAGCGACGCAAAGGAUGCGCCUUCCCAGGGGUAUGCGCCUGACAGUUCCGGCGAUGCUGAAAACACGCAGAUAGUCGAACAUGAAGGAGGCGAUCUCGCUGCUGAAGAACACAAAACGGUCCAGGUCGGGGAGGCACACGACAACGAUGAGGAGGCCGAAAAUGACGGUCAGCCGGGAGGAGACUCUUCUAAUAGUUUCGGGUUUGAUGCUGCCAACGGGGGUUUCCCAAACAUGAACUUUGGCAACGGAGAUUUCAACCAAAUGCAAAUGAUGAUGGCUAUGCAGAACGGGAUGGGGCCAAACAAUUUUGGCGGCUUCCCGAUGAUGGCUGGAAUGUCUGGCAUGAUGGAUCCCAUGAUGAUGCAGAACAUGUACAUGAACGGUGGCUUCGGAUCACAAGGCAUGGGCAUGAACGGCAUGAUGGGCAUGGGAGGCUUCAACGGUGGUGUUGGCUCAGGCUCCGAUAAUAACUGGAACGAUCAACAGUCAUGGAAUGUCGGCCAAGAUAAUUUCAAUCAACCAAAUGCUUCUGGCAUGGGCAACGGUGAUUAUGGAAACUUUAACUCGGGCUUCCAAACAGGCUAUAAUCAAGGUAAUUUUGGACAUCACAACCAAUUCAAUGACUACCGCGGAAAUCGCUUUGGCUACGGACGUGGACGUGGCCGUGGCCGAGGAGGAUACGGAUAUGGCCGUGGUGGCUACGGCUACGGCAUGAACGGCAACUAUGGCGGCCAGAACUACAUGUCCCAACAGUAUUCUGCUGGCACGGGCGGUCAAACCCCGAAUGAUUCACAGACUCCCGGAGUUGUAUCAGGUGAUACCAACCAGGCUGAUGGCGUGGAUGAAUAUGGCCGAACUCUACGUCCUGACGAUGGAGAAGCUGGGGAUUCUGAGAACGCGGCUGCAAAUGAGACUGGCGACAAGGGAGCUGGCCAGGAACAGGCUGAAGGGACGGGAGGAACUGAUAAGACGUCAGGCGAUGAUGGCUUAGCUGAAGGUGCAGCAAAGCCGAUCCCGGCCCUUGGUGAUACAGGUUCUGCAUCUAAUGGGGGUAUCACAUUCCAGGAGAGAGUACUCAAAGCCCCAAGUCUGUCACGCCGGCCGUAG
This is a messenger RNA of Phaeoacremonium minimum UCRPA7, 1608 nucleotides long. RefSeq names its product putative pre-mrna-splicing factor 38b protein. The record is from RefSeq and is a predicted model, not a curated record. The transcript is spliced from 6 exons. Bases 1 to 1608 code for a protein of 535 amino acids. NCBI's taxonomy places the organism in Eukaryota, Fungi, Ascomycota, Sordariomycetes, Togniniales, Togniniaceae.